Pistacia vera is the source of this 2532-nucleotide messenger RNA. Its product is annotated as translation initiation factor IF-2, chloroplastic-like. The record is from RefSeq and is a predicted model, not a curated record. Bases 1 to 2337 code for a protein of 778 amino acids. The transcript has 9 exons. Gene Ontology annotation, biological process: translational initiation. Gene Ontology annotation, molecular function: translation initiation factor activity; GTP binding; GTPase activity. Lineage: Eukaryota; Viridiplantae; Streptophyta; Magnoliopsida; Sapindales; Anacardiaceae.
AUGGCAUAUAGCGGCGGAUCUAGGGUCACAAGGAAUAAUUUUGUUUCUGUUUUUGUUUUGAGCAUGUUGGUUCUUGUGGGAAGUAUGCCCUCUUUAGCUUCUUUGGUUAGUUUAGGAGGCAUAAGUGUUGUGGGCACCAGUGGUUCUUCAUCAGAAUCGUCUUGUUAUUCGUUAGUAAAGAGGGUUUCUUUGUUGUCUAAAGCAAAUUAUAGGGGUAAAAAGAGAUGGGUUUGUAAAUAUUCUGUUACUACAACAACUACUGCAACUGAUUUUAUUGCUGACCAGGCCAAUGGGUCUGUGUCUCUUGAUUCUUCUAACACUUAUACAGGAAGAAGUAGUAGUAGUAGUAGUAGUAAAGAUGAGAGUGGUAAUGAUAAUGGUGAUAAUAGUGAUAAUGGGAUUGUUCUUAAGCCUGCUCCUAAACCCGUGUUGAAGUCACCACCGGGGGUUAAGGGUGAACCAGUUUUGGGGAUGAAUUCGGUGGGUUGGGAUGCGUCGAGAGUGAGUGGGGAUUCAGAUGAGGAAGAGAGGAAUAAGGUUAUUGAGUCGUUGGAUGAGGUGUUGGAGAAGGCUGAGAAAUUAGAGACUGGGAAAGAGAGUGGGAAUGGGAAUGCGUCUAAUGUGAAUGAUAAUAGAAGAAAUGAUAGGCCUGGGAAUUCAGCUGGAACUAGGAAGACUAAGACAUUGAAGAGUGUGUGGAGGAAAGGUGAUACGGUUGCAAAUGUACAAAAGGUUGUUAAGGAAGAACCCAAGAUUGAUAAUAAGAAAGAGAAGCCUAGAAUGGGAGGAGAGGUCCAGGUGGAGUCUCAGUCGAAUGUUCCUUUGAGGCCUGCCGAGCCACCUUUGAGGCCUGCGCAGCCACCUUUGAGACCUCAACCCAAACUACAAGCAAAGCCGUCUGUAGUUCCUCCGCCCAUGAUAAAGAAACCUGUUGUAUUAAAAGAUGUGGGGGCUGCUCCAAAGUCAUCGGCUAGAGAUGUGAGUGAAUUACAUGUGAGAAGUAAAGAACGGAAACCAAUUUUGAUUGACAAGUUUGCCACAAAAAAAUCAGUGGUUGAUCCUGUAAUUGCUCAGGCGGUCUUGGCCCCCAAAAAACCUGGAAAGGGUCCUGCCCCUGGAAAAUUCAAGGAUGACUAUGGUAAGAAAAAGGCUUCAGGUGGAGCUCGGAGACGGAUUUUUGAAGAUGAUGGCAUUGCUGAUGAGGAGACAUCUGAACUGAAUGUCUCCAUUCCUGGUGCUGCAAGGAAAGGGAGGAAGUGGAGUAAAGCUAGCCGAAAGGCAGCUAAACUUAAGGCUGCCAAAGAGGCAGCUCCUGUCAAAGUAGAAAUUCUUGAGGUUGGGGAGAAAGGAAUGUUGAUCGAGGAGUUAGCCGAAAACUUGGUAAUUAGUGAGGGCGAACUUCUUGGGUACCUGUAUUCAAAGGGGAUUAAGCUUGAUGGGGUUCAAACUCUGGACAAAGAUAUUGUGAAGAUGAUAUGUAAGGAGUACGAAGUGGAAGUCUUAGAUGCUGACCCUUUUAAAGUGGAAGAAAUGGCUAGGAAGAAGGAUAUUUUUGAUGAAGAAGAUUUGGACAAGCUGGAAGACAGGCCUCCUGUACUUACAAUUAUGGGUCACGUGGAUCAUGGAAAGACAACCCUCUUGGAUUAUAUCCGUAAAACCAAGGUAGCUGCAUCCGAAGCAGGGGGGAUCACACAAGGAAUUGGAGCAUAUAAGGUGCUAGUUUCUGUUGAUGGAAAAUUACAACCAUGUGUUUUCCUCGAUACGCCUGGGCAUGAGGCAUUUGGGGCUAUGAGAGCUCGUGGAGCGAGAGUUACAGACAUUGCUGUCAUUGUAGUGGCUGCUGAUGAUGGGAUCCGCCCUCAAACAAAUGAGGCAAUAGCACAUGCGAAGGCAGCUGGUGUACCGAUUAUAAUUGCUGUAAAUAAGAUUGAUAAAGAUGGAGCUAAUCCUGACAGAGUCAUGCAAGAGCUGUCUUCAAUUGGUCUCAUGCCAGAAGACUGGGGUGGUGACAUCCCGAUGGUUCAGAUCAGUGCUCUGAAGGGUGAGAAAGUAGAUGAUUUGCUGGAAACCAUAAUGCUUGUUGCAGAGUUACAAGAGUUGAAGGCUAAUCCUAACAGAAAUGCGAAGGGUACUGUUAUUGAGGCUGGUCUGCAUAAAUCUAAAGGGCCAGUUGCAACAUUUAUUGUGCAAAAUGGGACUCUUAAAAGAGGGGACAUAAUAGUUUGUGGGGAAUCCUUUGGAAAGGUGCGAGCUUUAUUUGAUGAUGGUGGGAAUCGUGUUGAUGAGGCUGGACCUUCUAUUCCUGUACAGGUUUGUGUUGUUUAUUCUUAUAUAUGAGUGCUUGAUAUUAUUUUUUACUGUAAUUUUUAAUACGAUAUCUUUGUGGAAAAACUUUUUCAUGUAGCUUGCUUGAUCUAAGUAAAUUCAAACAUUUCUAACCUUGAAAGUUCUCAAGGUCUUGUUCUGGCCUUGAGUGUUUCUCAACAGCAUUGUCGCUGUUGUGGAACUUUGGUGCAGUUCUCUAUUUUUGGG